UCAUUUCAGGACUUUCAUUCAGGCUUUCAGUCAGGUCAGGCUUACACUUCGACCUCAGUUUCAGAAAGUAAAGUUUGUUUAGUAGUAGUGGAACUGGAAAGUCCAAUUGCAAUUAUUAAUAUAAACUCAUCGAUCGUUUCUUUUACAUUUUUUAUAGUUAGUCAUAUUUAUUCGUGUUGUGUAUUAUUAAACUCGGAUAACCUAAAUAAAAGUAUCUAGAAUUUAUUGGUUAAAGUUGGAAAUACAUAAAUUCAAAUCAUGCUAGAAGUAGCAAAUAGGUUAAGAUUUCUAGGAAAACAUUUGUUAAACAUUCAACAUGCGGGACAGGUUCAGAUAGGUUCCACAUCUUCCAGCUUGCAAGUUCGUUUCUUACAGUUGUGGCCUGACUGGAGGAUGAAGAAGGAUGUCAGAAAGCGCAAAGCUCUAGAAGAUAAUUAUGGACUGAAACUGAGAUUGAAUGCUAUGAGAAGAACUAAAGUUUUACCACCUGAAUUACGAGAGCUUGCCUCUGAAGAUUUUCACAAAAUGCUGCCAAAUGAUGUAAAAGGCUUAAAAACUGUUCCACGAUGUGUGAUAACUUCAAGACCUAGAGGCAACGUUCUGCGUUGGAGGCUCAGCAGGAUAAUGUUUCGUCAUCUUGCAGACUACAACAAAAUGGCUGGGAUUCAACGUGCCAUGUGGUGAUUUGUUCUAUUAGUUUUGUACAUCAUGUAAUUCAUUUCAUUAAGUAAAAUAAAUAUCAAUUAGACUAAGA
Homalodisca vitripennis (glassy-winged sharpshooter) is the source of this 754-nucleotide messenger RNA. It is a transcript of the gene mRpS14, whose product is annotated as 28S ribosomal protein S14, mitochondrial. Gene Ontology annotation, cellular component: mitochondrial small ribosomal subunit; ribosome. Gene Ontology annotation, molecular function: structural constituent of ribosome. NCBI's taxonomy places the organism in Eukaryota, Metazoa, Arthropoda, Insecta, Hemiptera, Cicadellidae. Gene Ontology annotation, biological process: translation. The record is from RefSeq and is a predicted model, not a curated record. The coding region runs from base 259 to 684 and encodes 141 amino acids. The transcript has 3 exons.